Microthlaspi erraticum is the source of this 960-nucleotide messenger RNA. The record is from the annotation of a GenBank genome assembly. Lineage: Eukaryota; Viridiplantae; Streptophyta; Magnoliopsida; Brassicales; Brassicaceae.
AUGGCUGGGAUAUUCUCAUUAGGAGGAAAUAACAACAACAACGGAGACGAAGAAGAAGAAAAUCAACAACAACAUAAAACAAAUUGGGUUUGGUGUAGAUCAAGCACAAACACCAAUAAUAUCAACCCAAGUCCGAGCCUAUGGCAGAUUCCACCGGAGCAGCAGAUGCUCAUGCAUCAUCAUCCACAACAUCCACAGCAGCAAAGCUUAGAUCUUUAUCCAGGCCAUCAGAUCGACGUCUCUGACUUAGCCACCUCGUCAAGAUCCAUCACCAUAAGCUGUCGGGACUGUGGAAACCAGGCUAAGAAAGAUUGCACUCACAUGCGUUGCAGGACUUGCUGUAAGAGCCGUGGCUUCGAUUGUUCUACUCACGUGAGGAGCACGUGGAUCCCUGUUGCGAGACGACGCGAGAGGCAACAUCAGCUUAAUAUGUCCUCAUCUGGAGGCGGCGGCGGUAGCGGUAGUGGCGGCGGAGGCGGCACGAAUGUCCCUAAACGCCAUAGGGACACUAGUCUUCCUGGAACAUCCUCCUCUCGCUUACCAUCCGACUCAGCAGGGUUAGAAAUGGGGGAGGCAAGUUUUCCGGCAGAAGUGAGUUCAGAUGCGCUUUUCCGGUGUGUUAAAAUGAGUGGCGUAGACGACGGAGGAGAUGGUCAAUACGCUUAUCAAACCACGGUGAACAUCGAGGGUCAUCUUUUCAAAGGAAUCCUAUAUGACCAAGGGCCUGAAAGCAGCUACAUGAGUGGUGGUAGUGGCGGAAGCGAUCAUCAAAGCUCCUCCGCAGGAGGCGGAGGAGGAGGAGGGAAUCCUUAUAUUAAUCCCGCAUUGCCCGACGGUGGUGGAGGAGGGUCAUCUUCGAUGUUUGUUGAUCCUAAUUCUGGUAGUUACUAUCCGAGUAACAUGACGACUAUGUUCAUGCCUCCAGGUGCGCAGUUCUAUCAAAACCCACCAAGAUCUUGA